Molecule: messenger RNA, 5237 nt
Organism: Lactuca saligna
Lineage: Eukaryota; Viridiplantae; Streptophyta; Magnoliopsida; Asterales; Asteraceae
Source: the annotation of a GenBank genome assembly
AAAGAACCGGUAAGGCCGGGGGCGAGGCGGUAACACCCGAACGAGCAAAAACAACAUGGCCUGUCUCCGAGCGCCGCGGGCUUAUCCCAUUCACCUGUAGGAGUUACCAUAUCCAAUGAACACAAGACUUUCCGAGACAUACAGACACACUCUUUGACCCUUCUCUCUCCAUAAAUUUCAUUCAAAUCUCUUUCUAGAAGUAAAUGCGCUUCACGCUUCCCCCAUCUAAAACUCCAAAAUAACUUCUAACAACUUUUAAAAACCCUUUGAUUUCACUUCAAAUUGCUCCAGUUAGCUGGUUGUUCGACCUCCAUGUCGUAAUUUUCAAGUCUCUAUGGAUCUGAUUCCUGCCUGAACCUUGGAUUCUUUUCAGAGAAGAGGGUUUUCAGUUUGGGCCAAUUUUAAUUUGACAAAGUAUUUGGAGUUUGUCAGUCGAUGGUGAUAUGGGUUAUCAAACUUCCGACUUAGGUCCUGAUUGAAGCCGGGGAAAGAAAUUGGUACUUUUAGUGGAUAUCUUUCGCGAAAUUUGGGGAAUAUUUAGUUAUUGAUUGAAGCUAGGGUUUGUCGUAGAGGAGGAGGAAGUAUUUUAUGAAAUCUUGAAGGAAAAAUGUUCUAUUCGCAGUUUAUAUUAGCAAAAAAAGGUCCUUUAGGGACAAUAUGGAUUGCAGCACAUCUGGAGAGGAAGCUCCGCAAAAAUCAGGUUGCAGAUACUGAUAUUGGCUUCUCUGUAGACUCGAUUCUUUUCCCUGAGAUGCCAAUUGCACUCCGGUUGUCCAGCCAUCUUUUGCUUGGUGUGGUUAGGAUAUACUCAAGAAAGGUAAAUUACCUUUUUGAUGAUUGCAGUGAAGCUUUGCUUAAAGUAAAGCAAGCUUUUCGGUCAACUGCUGUUGACUUACCACCUGAAGAAUCCACUGCUCCAUAUCACUCCAUCACCUUGCCUGAGACUUUUGAUCUAGAUGAUUUUGAGCUUCCAGACAGUGAGAUUUAUCAGGGUAAUUAUGUUGAUCAUCACAUUAGUUCAAAGGAACAGAUCACACUUCAAGAUACUAUGGAUGGUGUUGUUUACUCUACGUCUAACUUUGGACUUGAUGAGAGAUUUGGUGAUGGUGAUGCCUAUGGUUUGGACCUUGAUGAGGAACUAUUGGUGGAGAAGGCUGCAUCUGCAGAAGAUGCUACUGGUACAUCGAAUUCAGAUGUUGAUCCUCAGGCAUCUGCCCAGGUUGAUGCAUUGUUCAAGUAUGAUCAUAAUCAGGAUACCCCAACUAUUCCCGAGGAUAUGCCAGCUGGCGAUAUUAUGAAUCAGCAUAUAGAUGAGUAUGAUGGAGAUAAUGAUCCAGUUGAGUAUGCACAUGCUCCAUGUACACCUGGACUAUGGGAAGAACCAAAUUUGUCCAACAUUCAAGAAACUUCUGCAUAUGAUGAUCAUCAAGAACCAGAAAAUCAUCCCAUAACAGAAUUUGCAGUGAAGGAAAAUUUAGAAAAUGACUCCAGUGAGCAACAUCAUAAUCAAUUUGAGCCACUUGAGAAAUCGCCUCCACACAUUGCAACAAUUGAACAGAUGUCACUUGAGCAAUCAACACCACAUGUUGUGACAACUGAACAGAUGUCACUUGAGCAAUCACCACCACACAAUGUGACAUCAGCAGAACAGAUGUCACUUGAGAAAUCACUACCACACAAUAUGACAACAGAACAGAUGUCGAUGUAUGAUCCUGGUUCCACACCUUUUACAGAAUCACAUAUGGUUGAGCAAGUUAGGUCAAUGUCUCCAAUAGCAGAGGUGUCUGAAACUGUUGUUUCUGUGGUUGAUGAUCCUGUCAAAGUGGUGAAUUUAGUUAAUCAAAACGCCACAUACCAGGAGCCUGAAGUUCAGACUGUAGAUGAUAACUGUGAAAACCAUGUAGAAGAACAUCAAGGCAUGUCAAACAAUAUUACUCAUGUAGUCAAUCAUGAGAAUGCAUUCCACCCUACCAUGGAAUUGGAAUCAAACACCGAACCCUCUGAUGAACAACACACCCUUAUGACUCCCCAAGAUCAGGCCUUUAUGCAGCCUAAAGAUUCCACAAUUCCAGUUCAGUCAACUCAUGACAACAUGCCGAGUUUUGACUUUAUGGGUCUUAGGCCAUGUGUCACUCUUUCAAAUCAUGCUAGUUCUCCUCCACCAUCUGAAUUUACUUCCCUGCCUUUGCCCUUGCCCUCAGUUGAAACAUCUAGGAGGGAGGAACAUGAACAGGAACAUCCCAGUGGUUAUGGAGCUCCAAUUUUGGUGCAAGGGGAAGUAGUGCCACAUGCAAAUGCAAGUGAACCAUUGGAAAGAAACUUGCAGGAAGCAUAUAAUGCUGAAGUUGGUCCAAGUAAUGCAGUAGUCCAGGUGGCAUCUAGCAUACUACCAAACAGACAGGUGGACAAUGUAAUUGAAAGAGAUGUUCAGGUUUAUAACACCAACAGCUACACAUCAAACUUCCACCCCCCUGAGAGAGUGCUCUCUUUUUCACAAGGGCAUGAUAUAAUAGAGGUAGCAGAAAGAGAAAGUAGUACACCCAUACAUCAAAGCACAUUCACAUCUAGCAUUAGCGUAUCAAACAGACAGGUGGACAGUGUAAAUGAAAGACAGGUUCUUGUAAAUAACAGCAACAGCUACACAUCCAACUUCCCUGCCCCUGAGAAACUGCUCUCUUUUUCACAAGAUUUACCCAACAACAUGAACAUGAACAUGCUACCAGAAACCACACCCAUCAUAGCACCACCAGGUUAUGGAGGUGAUGCUGGAACCAAUAAUAGUUUUUACACCACAAAUACCACGAAAGAAUCUUUUCGGGAUGAUGAUUUGUUGUCAUCGAUAUUAGUGGGAAGAAACACUUCAAUAUUAAAAAUGAAGACCACUCCUACUCCUACUCCUGCUCCUCCCACCGAGGCACCAUCUACAAAAAGAAGGCGGCAAUCUGCACCCAAGACUGCAGGAGCACCACCCAAAAGUGGGUUUUCAAAAAGGAAGGUGCUCAUGGAUGAUAACAUGGUUUUGCAUGGCGACACAAUACGUCAGCAAUUGACAAACACAGAAGACAUUCGGAGAUUAAGAAAGAAAGCUCCUUGCACUCAUGCUGAAAUUUCAAUGAUUGAGAAACAGUUCUGGGAAGAUGAACUUUUUGGAAGAUCCAUAAUUACGGGAAUGUCAAUCAAAUUGACUUCUUUGCAGCGUCAAUUGUAUGAUAUAAGUAAAAUUGUUGUCUCCCAAUAUGAUAAUGCUUCUUUAGAAGGUGUAACACACCAAAAAUCAAUUUCCCAAAAUCAUGAAAAGGACACACAACCGGAAAUGGUGACUGAAAACAGGGUUGUCUCUGUUGAUUUAGAUGUUCCUAAAGCAAACAAAGAUCAUGAUGAUGAUAACUUUGAUCCUGUUCCCAUGGUAAUAGAUGUUUCUGAAGAAGCACAACCAGUCGAUGUUCCCAAAGAAGACAGAGAUGAGGAUAACUUUGAUCCUGUUGUUAUGAAAGAUAAAGAUGUUUCUGAAUCACAGCCAAUUGAUGUUCCUAAAGAAAAUAGAGAUGAAGAUAACUUUGAUUCUGAAUCACAACCAAUCGAUGUUCCUAAAGAAAACAGAGAGGAGGAUAGCUUUGAUCCUGUUGUUAAGGAAGAUAAAGAUGUUUCUGAAGCACAACCAAUUGACAACAACACACAUGAUAUUGAUAGCAAUAUCAGAAAUUUAGAUUAUUAUGAGAAUCAAGAACAGAUGCAUACAACUGGUGAUUUUACCGAACUCUUUGGUCCAGAACAUGAUAUUUUGGAGCAUGCUACUGCAAUGGAGAUCGAUGGCAAUAGCUUUCAAGAUGCUGAUGUUGGAGUUUCUGUUAUGCAUACCGAAGUUGAAUCUGAAUCACUGACACAUACUGAUGUGGCCCCAAGUGAUACGAAUGACACGUCAGCAGCAUUAGCACCGGUUGAGGUUGAAAAGAGCAGCCAGAUGGUUGCUUCUCUGCUAAUGGGCCCACCACCAGGUUUUGGUACAUAUGAAAGAAUAGAUGUACAGUCUGCUGCUGCUGUGGUGGAUAUAAAUAUUAAUCAUUCUACUGAAAGCAAUGUUGCUUCUGAAAGAAAGGUUGAUGAUGAGUCAGUAAGAGAAGAAAUACAAGAAGUUGUUUUAGAUGCUUCCACUACAUUCUCCUCUGAGACAGAUGGCUUAAAAUCACACAUUGACAUUGAUACCCUUGAUCACGACACUGAAAUCAGGAACAAUGAGGAAGAGAUUGUAAACAACAACUUGGUCUCCAAUGGUGAUGUCUUUAGUGAAGCAGUUGCAGCAUAUGAUGCUGUAGACAAUCACGUCUUGGAAGACAUUUUAUUGGAUGAAAGAGAAAAGCCAGGUCAUGAUGUUGCUACUACUAUUCCAGCCACUUCAUUGAAUCUAGAAGACAACAGGGUUGAUGCUGAUGCUGAUGAUGAUUAUAUGCAUUCUGGAGUUGCAAAUGAUACAGAUUUUCUGAAUUUUGAUGAUGUGGAUGAUGACGAGGCUGGAGAAGCUGCUGAUGAUUACAUGCCUGAUGGGGAAGAAACAAAGAUGCUUGACAACACUGGAUGGUCUUCGCGUACAAGGGCUGUUGCAAAAUACCUCCAGAUUAUGUUUGACAAGGAGGGAGAGCGUGGAAGGAAUUUGCUUGGUGUGAACAACCUGCUAGCUGGAAAAACACGCAGGGAAGCUUCUAGAAUGUUCUUUGAAACACUGGUUUUGAAGACAAAGGAUUACAUCCAUGUGGAACAGACGGAUGCGUUUGAAAACAUAAAUGUAUUUCCACGUUCCAAGCUUUUGAAAUCAGAGUUUUAAAGGAGGAGGAGAGGAGAAGUUGAUUGUGGUUACUUAGAUCUUUUGUUUAUGGUCUCAAGAGAGUAAAUUAAUUAGUUAUGAUGUUGUUUUGGUAGUUAUAACAUGGACUGGAGUUGAAUAGAUGAAUCAUGUAGCAAACACACACAUUUAAUGGUUGUUAGAGGUUGUCAUGUAAUGUUGUACGUAUGGAUCAUGCAUAUUUAUUUGUAAAUAAGCACAUAGAGUUAAUCCAUGCUAAUUUACUCAUACUAUUGCUCUCCUCUUUUGGUUUUGCUUGUGUUUGCCAUUUUUAAUCUUUCUCAUCCACCUAUUAAUUUUUAUUCAUCCGAUUAUGGUGUUACAAAUUCGUAAGGUGCGUUUCACAUCAUAUAUAACAUGGGUCUGUAUUUUGCUUUUAAAAAAAAAAAGUAAAAGUUAG